Molecule: messenger RNA, 1935 nt
Organism: Symbiodinium sp. CCMP2456
Lineage: Eukaryota; Dinophyceae; Suessiales; Symbiodiniaceae
Source: the annotation of a GenBank genome assembly
AUGCCGCCAAGCUCGGACUGGGACACCAAUCCGGAGUUGGAAAGUGCUGUGUGGCAGGCUUCACAGAGACUUUCGCCGGCGAUGGCCAAGAAGAUGUACGGGUUCAUGAAGCGGACAUGGAGCACCGCGCUUGCGGAGCUGCGGAGGGACGACAAGGCACCUGAUCGGCCCGAGGAUCGUCGCACCCACUUCGUCAGGGCCUGGAUUUCCGACACUCUUUGGAGACUGUAUCAAGCCGGUGAGAACUGGUCUGCGGAGCCUGCUAGCAUGGGGAUCGACACCGCAGAGGCACAGGACGUCUUCAGUAGAGUGCUUUCAAGGCCUCGUGUGCUCCCCGACGAGGCAGGGGGACGCUUGCCCGUUCCCUCGCGGCAGUGGCACGUGGUGACCCAGGCCGUGGAGGACACCUUCGAGGAGCUCUCGGAGGCCCGCGUUGCGGACACGGCCGAGAGGAAGAAGAAGCGACCGGCAAAGCCGAAGCCUGCGAAAGGCCAGGCUUCUCGGAGCCAUGCUGCUUCCUCGCACGAUUCCUGGAAUGCCGAUAUCCCUUUUUGGGCGAGGAAGAUCCGGGACCGGGACAAUGACACAGCUUAUCGUUCCAACAGUUGGCAAGGAGACGAUCAGAGCAAAGACUUCGAUCGAGGAAAGGGCAAGGACCGAGGAAGAGAGAAAGGCAAGGAGAAAGGAAGAGAAAAGGGUAAGGAGAAAGGCAAGGGCAAGGGAAAGGGCAAAGACAAGGGCAGAGACGGGACGGCGGACAGGUGUCAAAGUGACUCUCCUUUGAGGACGGGUUCCAGGUCACGAACCAUCGAGGAACGGCUUGGAGGGAAGCUGCCUACGCCACGUCGAAGCCGUUCCAGAGGAGCUCGAGACAGGAGCCGACGCAGACCUGGCCGAAAGUUUGAGACAGGCGCCGGGCGGCGAAGAGCAUCCCGCAGCCGAAGGCGUCGUGCCGGAGGCCGGCGACGACGGUCCGUGAUAAGGCACAGACGUCCGCGCUCAGCCGGUCGAACAGCCCGGGAAGAUGCUCGGCGGGCCAGAACUGAGACUCGCCGGAGCCGAAGCGCGAAGCGAGGCCCAACGGGCCCACGAUCUCCUUUCGGUGGAUUGAGGUCUGUGUCACCAAAGAUGUCACCGAAGAUGUCACCGAAGGCUCUUAAACUUUCGGAGCCACCGGAGCCAACUGCUCAGAGCAAGGCGAAGCCUGCCAAGGCACGCAGCUGCAGCGCCUCCAGCGAUUCUUCCUAUGCCAGUAUGGAGACCAGGCCCAAACCAUCUGCCAAGACAAAGGCAGAGAAAGAAGAGAAAGAGGAGGCGCAGGAAGUCGAGGAGAAGGAGAGGGAGGAGGAGAGCGAACGUGAGGUGGAUCAGGGCUCGCCAAUGUCUGAGGCGAAGCUCCCCGAGCCCGAGGCAAAGUCCAAAGCCAAGGGCUGCAGCAGCAGCGGGAGUGACUCCUCCGAUGGCAGUGCGAGGCCCCAGCGGACCAAGCGCCAAGGCAGCCAGGAGGCAACGAAGGACAAGAGCGAGCACGAGAAAAGUGAGGAAGAGCGGCAGGAUGCUGUGGAAGACGGGGUCAAGGCCGAGGUGGAGGCCGGCGAGGUCUUUGCCGACGUCGAGGACGCAGUUGACUUGGAGGCGGACUUCGAUGACAUCGACGAUGAGAAGCUUAUGGCACAGCUGCAACAGGGCCUCAUGAAGGUGGAAGAAGCAGAAGACACCAACGACGCAGCAGAGCCAGUGGAGCUUGUGGAGUGCGUCAAUCGAAACAGGGGCACUUGCCUGGCUCUUCGAGCAGAGAACGGCGAGGACCAGAAACUCGAGCACAAGCUGCUGUUUGCGGAUGACACCGUGCGCGGUGGGUUGUUCACGGGCAUGUACUGCAUCAAGUGUGCCAAGAUCGUGGAGUACAGUUGGCGGAAUGUUGCAGCAGCUUGA